AUGGCGAGCGCCGCCGAGCCCCCCGGCCAGGCGGCCGAGUACCUGCAGGAGCUGACCCGGAUCGUCGCGGCGCAGCAGGAGCUGCUGGCGCGCCGGCGGCGGCGCAUCGAGGAGCUGGAGCGCCAAGUGGCGCGGCUGAGCCGCGAGAACGCCGGCCUGCUGGAGCGGCACCGGCGCCACCUGGCCGCGUGCGCCCACCGCCCCGGCCCCGGCCCCGGCCCGCAGCCGCUCGGCGCCGUCCCGGAGCUCGGCGGCCACCGCGACAAGGCUCGGUGUGGAGGGUGCCCGGCCGGGGGGCACCUCGGGGUACCCCCGGCAGGGUCGUGGCCCGCCCUGGGACGCGGUCUCUGCGGGAUUGAGCUCCCCGGGAAACGGGCUCUGGCGCGCUGUCCGGCGCUCCCGCGCGCCCGGCUCUCCGCGGACGGCCGGCUCGGGACUCGGGCUCCAGCGACCCGGGAGCUUGGAUGCGGGAUGGUCUCGCCACAGAGGGCUGUCCGGGCGCAGCCGGGGCUCUGGGUGGCGAGUCCGAAACCCCCGACCCGGAGACCCCAGACCCGGAGCGCGGGGGAGCAGCAGGCGCAGAUCCCGCCCGCCCUCGAACGGGCCUGGGUCCCUCUCAGGUCGCUUCCCUCGGGGAGGGACUGUCUGCUGCCUCCAGCCCGGGACGAGCGGAGCCCUCCUCCCUCGGGACGCCUCCGUCUCUUCCUUCGCGGCUCCGGGUUAAUACCCGCCUGCCUGGCCCUGGGAUUACCCGGGGCUAUUUCGGAGCGAGGAUUAAGCCGGAGUCGGCAUGGGGCACGACUGCCCGGCCGCGCUGGUCCCGGCGUCCCUGCCUCGCGUUUGCCUCCCGCGGGUCCGAAGUCGUGUGCUCGCCCCGCUCCGCCCAAGUCCCUGGGCGAGGCAGGGAGCGCGGGGCUCGGGGUUCCUGCGUUCUUUGCGCCCUAA
Molecule: messenger RNA, 945 nt
Organism: Rangifer tarandus platyrhynchus (Svalbard reindeer)
Lineage: Eukaryota; Metazoa; Chordata; Mammalia; Artiodactyla; Cervidae
Source: the annotation of a GenBank genome assembly